AUGAAUGUGAUUUAUAUCUCUUUAUUUUUUAUUUUUACUUUUCUCUCAGUUACUCAUGCACUCGAAUGUUAUGUAUGUGAACAACAAGAAGGAAAUGAUGAUAAAUGUAUUAAAACUGUUCGGAUGUGUCAAAGAUAUGAAGAUACAUGUGCAACAUUAAUUCUUUGGACAACACCUCACGAAUGGACACCACGUGGUGAACGUCGACAUUAUAUUUCUAAAGGUUGUGAUACAAGAGAUUCAUGUACUCGUCUUCUCUAUGGUUUGGCAACUGUCUGUACACGUAAUUGGUAUGAAGAUUGGGCAUGUGUAGAAUGUUGUCAAGGAGAUCGAUGCAAUCGAUAUGUUGUUCUCGGCUCAGAUAAUAUACGUAGUUCAUUAAUACUUCUCAUGUUUACACUUUUUGUUACAUUAUUUAUCCGUUUAUAUUAG
Adineta steineri is the source of this 432-nucleotide messenger RNA. NCBI's taxonomy places the organism in Eukaryota, Metazoa, Rotifera, Eurotatoria, Adinetida, Adinetidae. The record is from the annotation of a GenBank genome assembly.